Messenger RNA from Syngnathoides biaculeatus (alligator pipefish), 1919 nucleotides. RefSeq names its product intracellular hyaluronan-binding protein 4-like. Bases 590 to 1690 code for a protein of 366 amino acids. The record is from RefSeq and is a predicted model, not a curated record. NCBI's taxonomy places the organism in Eukaryota, Metazoa, Chordata, Actinopteri, Syngnathiformes, Syngnathidae. The transcript is spliced from 9 exons. Gene Ontology annotation, cellular component: cytoplasm; nucleus. Gene Ontology annotation, biological process: positive regulation of translational initiation; positive regulation of RNA splicing. Gene Ontology annotation, molecular function: RNA binding.
UAUUUGUUGCUGUAAUCCGGCUUAUUGUUUGACAUGGUAGUACGAAUGUGAUUUGAUAUUUGCAUUUUCAGUUUAUCAUAUCAAAAAUAUUAAUUGCUGUCACAAAGGCUUGAAGAAGCAGGAAUGAAAUUGUCAGUGAAUGAAUGAAUUCUUUGAUGUUUUUGAUUGUGUUGCAACAAAUGCAUUUUUCGUCUUUCAAAGAAAGACUUUUUUUUUCCUCAAACAAUCACGUGUUCCAAUCCGAGUUACUUCACACAUGACGCACAUACAACAUACAUAUUUCGACAAAAUUACAGGUAGAUAGCAGAAUUUUUAAUGCAAAAGAUACAUAUGAGUGACUGUAUUAUUUUUUUUUUUUUUCUCCACUUCACAUUAACAUCUUUACGACUGAAAAUGGCAGUUUGCGAUGACGUCACGUCGCCCAACUUAAUACAUAUUUAUUAGUAGGCGCGGCCUCACGCACGUGCAAACAUUUCUAAAAAGUGGACGCGAAUUUGUUCGAAGCUUCGAUGGAGACUUGAAUGGCGACUGGUGUUCUGUUGUCCUCGACGGAGAAGGGAGACCACGGUGGUUUGUGAAAUUAUCCAAGAUGCUCCAGGACGCCUACGGCUGCGUCGUGGCCAACCGGUUCGGGAAUCUUCCCGACGACGACAGAGACCCGCUGGACUUGAUAACCCAGGUGGAGAACGAGAAGGAGAAAACCAGGAAGAAGAAAAAGAAGGAGGAACAGGAGGAAGACGACAAAAAGGCCAAGCAGAAGAAACCCGGCCAGAAGGAAUCGCAAAGAGACAGGCGGAUGCCGAUCACAAAAAUGGCGAUUCCAGAACCAGAUGCAGUUCCCAGUCAGACCGCUCGAGGCACCGGAGAUGACAGAGCGGAGACCAAGAGGCGCUCAAAGGUGGCCGCCUUUGGCGAGCGCGGCGCCAACCAAGCUGUUUACCCGCAGGAGUUCUCUGUCCCCAAGUGUGUCUCCAAACCUAUCAGCGAUCAGGAUGCUGACCCCCGGAGCAGAGAGGGAGGCAGGGGUAGGAGAGGAGGAAGAGGAGGGUACACAAGGAAUUCGGUUAAUUUUGUCCUGAGGGGCAAAAGAGAAUAUGACCGACACAAUGGAACAGGUUACCCACCUGAUGAGAAGAGGGGUGGCAGAGGCCCCUGGAACUGGGGCUGUUUGGAAGAACCGGCAAGAGAGUUCAUGGAGGUGACACCUGAUGCUCAGGUGAAUUCUGAAGAAAAUCAAGCCCCAGUUGAGGAGAACCAGAGCACUGUGAUGGCAGAGGAGGAAGGUGAAAUGUUGGUUCAGGUCGGCGUGGAGAUGACUUUAGAUGAAUGGAAGGCCUUACAGGAGAUCAGUCGUCCGAAGGUGGAGUUCAAUAUCCGGAAAGCGGAGAACGCGAUUCCGUCAAAGGCCAAAGUCAUCCACAAGUCUAAACGUUUGGAGCAUCUUAAGGAGCACGUGGAGGAAAUGGAGGAUGACGGUAAUUUUCUCCGCCGGUCUGUGAAUGACAUCACCUCCCUCCUGGACAUCAACUUUGGUAGUCUGGGACGCCCGUCUCGAGGGGGUCGAGGCAGGGGGGCCCGCGGCGGUCUGUCGGGCCACCCGGAGAGAGCCAGACGCACACCGGAGAAGGUGGGUGAAGCUCCUGACCCAGACGACCCGGAAGACUUCCCGGCACUGUCGGCGGGCAAAUGAACGGAGUUCACGCUUCAUGUAGCUGGUUUGGGGUAAUAGGUUGCACUUAAACACCGGCUGGAACAACAGUUUUCAUGUUUCUGCUGUUCAAGGUUUGGUGUUUUAUUUUGCUGGGGUUUUGUGCCCAGUCACCAUUUGCAUGAAGCUUAUAAAGACGUAUGCAAAGGUUACUGCUGUUUUUUUUUUUUUUUUUAAAUAUACGGUACAUAAAUGCGGAUGAUCAGUGUGA